CCUUCUUUUACUUUCUAAGGGGCAGAAGAAUUAUGAACAGAUUUAAAUGCCCACAGAUUCAUCCGUUGUAUCUCUAGCUUUGAAGGCCCCUUGCUGAAGAGGAGGAGUGACUGCAAUGGAGCUUCUGAAAGCCAUCUUCAUGGUUUUACUGGCCUUAUGGAGAAAUACCGAUGUCCCAGAAGGGAUGGCUUCCAGGAAAACACUGAAACUGAUCAGUAAGAUCAAUAGCGAUGGUCCUUACAUUGGCUUGGUGGUGCCCAACCCUUUCGAGAUGGACCCUCUUCUGCAAUCUCCUAGUUUCAAGAAGGAUGCAACUACUCCACAUUUUGAUUUCUCAGGGAGAAGGUUCAGAUUUGGCAAGAUUGGAAAGAAGAAAGUCAUUGUAGUUAUGACAGGAUUAAGCAUGCUUAAUGCAGGCAUAACAACACAGUUGCUAUUAAGUUUAUUUAGAGUUGAAGGAGUUGUGCAUUUUGGGGUAGCAGGCAAUGCCAAUCCCAGCCUUCAAAUUGGAGAUGUGACCAUUCCUCAGUUUUGGGCUCACACUGGUCUCUGGAACUGGCAGAGGUUCGGGGAUGGACCUGAUGACCAACUGCCCCUUGAAUCAAAUGGUGACUAUACAAGGGCAUUCGGACACCUGCACUUUGCAGAUUUUAGCAACAACACUGAGAACGAAGGGCCACCCAACAAUCUGCUCAACAGUGUGUGGUACCAACCAGAGGAGGUGUUCCCCAUUGAUGGAACCCCUGAAGUCAGGCAGCACGCUUUCUGGAUCCCUGUUAACAGACACUACUUUGAUGUCUCGAAGAAACUGAAGGAUGUCAAACUGGAAAGAUGUCUGAACUCAACUUCCUGCUUACCGAGGCAGCCGGUCACGACAACAGUGGGCAGGGGCACUAGUGCCAACAUGUUUGUUGACAACGCCGCCUAUAGGGCCUUCCUCUACUCCAAAUUCGACAUAACGCCAAUAGACAUGGAGAGUGCAGCAGUUGGACUGGUCUGCCUGCAGCAGAGGAUUCCGUUCAUUGCUUUGAGAUCCCUUUCAGACUUGGCUGGUGGCGGUUCUUCUGUUACAAAUGAAGCUUCGAUGUUUGCAUUUCUGGCUGCUCAAAAUGCCGUGCAAGCUGCAGUUAGAUUCAUCCAACUGUUACCUGCUUGACUCGUUCAUGUUCCU
Molecule: messenger RNA, 1171 nt
Organism: Nymphaea colorata (pocket water lily)
Lineage: Eukaryota; Viridiplantae; Streptophyta; Magnoliopsida; Nymphaeales; Nymphaeaceae
Product: bark storage protein A-like
Exons: 6
Coding region: 116-1156 (346 amino acids)
Biological process (GO): nucleoside metabolic process
Molecular function (GO): catalytic activity
Source: RefSeq, a predicted model, not a curated record